This is a messenger RNA of Candida tropicalis MYA-3404, 837 nucleotides long. RefSeq lists its product as uncharacterized. Bases 1 to 837 code for a protein of 278 amino acids. Lineage: Eukaryota; Fungi; Ascomycota; Pichiomycetes; Serinales; Debaryomycetaceae. The record is from RefSeq and is a predicted model, not a curated record. The transcript has a single exon.
AUGCAAUUGCCAAAUUACACCGGGUGGGAAACUGUUUCCUAUGUCCAAAUAUUUGUUUUCUUUAUCUUCUUGAUUGAAUUUAUUAUUUCUAUUAUUUUUAAACUUAAAAAAAGAAAUGAAUUGAAACCCAUGCUACCAUUCUUUAUUCUCUUUGGUUUAUUUCUUUUGCUUAAAGUGGCUGGUGGUAUCCUUGCUUUAGUUUUUAUGCACCAACAGAACUUCCAAUUAAGUUUAUUUAUUCCAACAUACGUCUUUGAUACUGUUAGUUUGGGUUUUAUAACCAGAUCAAUUAGUUCAUUAAUUCAACAUAUGUUCAAUCAACAGGGUGGUUUGCAUAAUGGAAGGUCCCCACCAAUUCCUAAUGUAGAAUAUAAAGCUAAUGAUAUUGAAAACCAGAGUGAAGAAAUUCAUACUAACUUUGCAAAAAAAUUCUGGCCAUUUAAGUUGGUUACAAUUGUUUUGAUAGUAGCAGUUAUUUUGAGUAUUUAUGGGACUUCAGAAGCAUCGGAAACAAACCCACCAUCAUCAGUUGGAACUUUUCUUAGAACCUCGUCAAUUUUAUUCUUGGUUGGUGUUAUAUUAAUGAUUGCAAUUUUAGUUUUCAUGCUAUCCAUCGGAGACAAGUUUAACAUCAUCGCCAAGUUGUUAAUUUCAGGUUUAGUAAUUUUAAUCGUUAGAUGUGCAUAUUCUAUUAUGACUACGUUUCAUGGUAUCAAUUUUGAAGAACCAAGUAAGUAUAUGAUAUUAUUUGGAGACUAUAAAUAUUAUACAUUCAUGGGUUUGAUGAUUGAAGGUUUAGCUGCCAUUUGUAUUUUGAUUGCAUAUUGGCACUGGUAA